AUGAGCGAAGAAAGUCUGUCCGAAGUGGCUGCCUCCCAAAAGGAGCAGUACGAAAUCACCGACUACACCUCGCACCAUCGCGUGCUAGCGCCCCAUUUCCUGGGCCUCAACAGCAUCGCCAAAGCAGAAGAUUCGCCCCUCAAAGAAUUCGUCAAAUCCCAUGGUGGUCACACCGUUAUCUCUAAAGUCCUCAUUGCCAACAACGGUAUCGCUGCCGUCAAAGAGAUUCGGUCCGUGCGCAAAUGGGCGUAUGAAACAUUCGGUAACGAGCGUGCCGUCCAAUUCGUCGCAAUGGCCACCCCGGAAGAUAUGGAAGCCAACGCCGAAUAUCUGCGUAUGGCUGACCAGUACGUCGAAGUUCCUGGCGGCACCAACAACAACAACUACGCCAACGUCGACCUGAUUGUCGAAAUCGCAGAAAGAGCCAAUGUCGACGCCGUGUGGGCCGGCUGGGGUCACGCCUCCGAAAACCCACUAUUGCCCGAAAGAUUGGCUAGCUCUCCUCGCAGAAUCAUUUUCAUUGGUCCUCCCGGAAACGCCAUGAGAUCGCUCGGUGACAAGAUCUCUUCCACCAUUGUGGCUCAACACGCAAAGGUGCCCUGUAUCCCAUGGUCUGGUACUGGUGUCGACCAAGUUUACUUGGACGAAUCGAACGGUCUAGUAUCAGUACAAGACGACGUUUACCAAAAAGGUUGCUGCGACUCUCCAGAAGAUGGUCUUGCCAAGGCUAAAAAAAUUGGUUUCCCAGUCAUGGUCAAAGCCUCCGAAGGUGGUGGUGGUAAAGGUAUCAGAAAAGUGGAAAGGGAACAGGAUUUCAUUCCUCUUUACAAACAAGCCGCUAAUGAAAUCCCCGGUUCUCCAAUCUUCAUCAUGAAACUAGCCGGUAAAGCCCGUCACUUGGAAGUCCAACUUCUAGCCGAUCAGUACGGUACCAACAUUUCUCUAUUUGGUCGUGACUGUUCAGUUCAAAGACGUCAUCAAAAAAUUAUAGAAGAAGCCCCUGUCACCAUUGCUAAGCCAGAUACUUUCACCGAAAUGGAAAGAUCUGCUGUAAGACUUGGUAAACUAGUGGGUUACGUUUCUGCAGGUACCGUGGAAUAUCUGUACUCUCACGAUGAUGAUAAGUUUUACUUUUUAGAACUGAACCCCAGACUGCAAGUUGAGCAUCCAACCACCGAAAUGGUCACAGGUGUCAAUUUGCCUGCGGCUCAAUUACAGAUUGCCAUGGGUAUCCCUAUGCACAGAAUCAGAGACAUUAGACUACUAUACGGUGUCGACCCUCACACCGCGUCCGAAAUCGAUUUCGAUUUUAGCUCAGAGGGUUCUCUUCAAACCCAAAGAAAACCAACUCCAAAGGGCCACUGUACCGCAUGUCGUAUAACUUCGGAAGAUCCAAAUGAAGGUUUCAAGCCCUCAGGUGGUUCUUUGCACGAAUUGAACUUCCGUUCCUCGUCCAACGUGUGGGGUUACUUCUCUGUUUCCAGCAGCGGUGGUAUUCACUCUUUCUCAGACUCUCAAUUCGGUCACAUUUUCGCAUUUGGAGAAAACAGACAAGCUUCAAGAAAGCACAUGGUUGUAGCUUUGAAAGAAUUGUCCAUUAGAGGUGAUUUCAGAACUACCGUUGAGUACCUCAUCAAGCUUUUGGAAACUGAAGAUUUCGAAGGAAACUCUAUCACUACCGGAUGGUUGGAUGAUUUGAUUUCCCAAAAAAUGACCGCUGAAAAGCCUGAUUCUACUUUGGCAGUUAUUUGUGGUGCUGCCACCAAGGUCUUCAUUGCCUCUGAAAAUGGUCGCAAAGCCUAUGUUACCAGUCUUCAAAAGGGUCAAGUUCCAAACAAGUCCUUGCUCCAGACCAUGUAUCCUGUUGACUUCAUUCAUGAUGGGAAGAGAUAUAAGUUUACAGUGGCCAAAUCAGCCGACGAUCGCUACACGCUUUUCAUCAAUGGUUCGAAGUGCGAAGUUGGUGUUCGCAAAUUGUCCGACGGUGGUCUUUUGAUCGCAUUAGGCGGUAAGUCGCACACCAUUUACUGGAAGGAGGAAGUUUCUGCAACCAGAUUGUCGGUGGACUCUAUGACUACUUUGCUCGAAGUCGAAAACGAUCCUACUCAGUUGCGCACUCCCUCUCCAGGUAAAUUGGUUAAGUUUUUAGUGGAAAAUGGUGACCAUAUUCAAGCCGGUCAACCUUACGCCGAAGUGGAAGUCAUGAAAAUGCAAAUGCCUUUGAUUUCUCAAGAGAGUGGUAUUGUUCAACUUUUGAAACAGCCUGGUUCUACUGUCUCUGCUGGUGACAUUCUUGCCAUUCUUGCCCUAGACGACCCAACAAAGGUUAAGCAUGCUCUACCUUAUGAAGGCUUGCUACCGGAUAUGGGUGCUCCAAUUGUGGAAGGCACGAAGCCUGCCCACAAGUUCAGAUCCUUGGUGUCAACUUUGGAGAACAUUUUGAAUGGUUAUGACAAUCAGGUUAUUAUGAAUGCCUCAUUGCAGCAAUUAAUUGAAGUUUUGAGAAACCCACAGUUGCCUUACUCGGAAUGGAAAAUGCAAUCUUCUGCACUACACUCCAGAUUGCCAAUUAAACUUGACGAACAAUUAGAGCAACUGGUUCACCGCUCUUUAACCAGAAACGCUCAAUUCCCAUCAACGCAAUUGGGCAAAAUGCUCGAGAAUGCUUUGAAAGAAUCCGAGGAUCCUCUAUUUGGCACUGUCAUUGAACCUCUACUAGACAUUACCACACGUUACGCCAAUGGUCUCGAAGCUCAUGAGCACUCCGUUUUUGUGAAGUUUUUGCAAAACUACUAUCAAGUGGAGAAAUUGUUCAACGGUCCAAACAUUCGUGAGGAAGACGUUAUUUUGAAGUUGCGCGAUGAAAACCCAGAAAACUUGGACAACGUUCUAGUGACAGUAUUGUCUCACUCCCGUGUUUCUGCCAAAAAUAACUUAAUUUUGGCUAUCUUGAAGCAUUACCAGCCUUUGUGCAAAAUGUCUUCGGAAGUUUCUUCUCUAAUCGCAGAACCUUUGAAGAAAAUCGUCGAGCUUGAAUCUAAAGCGACUGCGAAGGUGGCGUUGCAAGCGAGAGAAAUUCUCAUUCAAGCUGCUUUGCCUUCUGUUAGGGAAAGAACUGAUCAAAUUGAACACAUUUUGAGAAGCUCAGUGGUCAAGACGGCUUACGGUGCUUUUGACUCUAAGCGCAAUGACCCAGACUUGGAGAUUUUGAAGGAUUUGAUUGACUCCAAUUAUGUUGUCUUUGAUGUUCUUACACAAUUCUUGACCCAUCGCGAUGCCUCAGUAGCUGCUGCUGCUGCAGAGGUCUAUAUCCGUCGCGCGUACAGAGCCUACACAAUCGGUGACUUGAAGCACUACAAUCAUGCCAACAAUGCCGUUGUUGAGUGGAGAUUCCAAUUGCCCUCUGCCGCCUUUACUUCUGUACCUCAAGUGAAGAGUAAGAUGGGGAUGCAUAGAGCAAUUUCCGUUUCGGAUUUGACCUAUGUCUCUGAAGGUGAAAACCAGCCAUUGAGAACUGGUAUUCUGGUGGCCUCCAAGCAUUUGGACGAUGUCGACGACGGACUCUCCAGGGGUCUUCAGUCGAUACCUCACCAACAAAAUUCCUCGAAUGGACCUGCGCCUGACAGAUCGGGUAGUAGUGCCACUUUGAGCAACAUCGCAAAUGUAACAGUGUCGUCGACAGAUGGAUUUGAAUCAGAAGAAGAAGUUUUGUCUAGGUUGAGAGAAAUUCUUGACCUAAACAAGCAGCAUUUGGUGGAUGCUUCGAUCCGUCGGAUUACCUUUGUUUUUGGUUACAACGAUGGAACUUAUCCAAAGUAUUACACCUUUAGAGGACCAGGUUACGUGGAAGACGAAACCAUUCGUCACAUCGAACCUGCGCUGGCUUUCCAACUUGAACUCGGAAGAAUGUCCAAUUUCAACAUAAAGCAAAUCUUCACUGAGAACAGAAACAUUCAUGUUUACGAAGCUACGGGCAAGAACUCAGCUGUCGAUAAGAGAUUCUUUACUAGAGGAAUUAUCAGAACCGGCCGUAUCAGUGAUGACAUUACCAUUCAAGAGUACCUAACAUCAGAGGCUAAUCGCUUGAUGAGUAACAUUCUCGACAACUUGGAGGUCAUUGAUACUUCUAACUCCGACUUGAAUCAUAUUUUCAUUCACUUUUCUGCUGUUUUCGAUGUUUCUUUCGAAGAUGUCGAGGCUGCUUUCGGUGGAUUCUUGGAGAGAUUUGGUAAGAGGUUGUUGAGGUUGCGUAUUGCUGCAGCCGAGAUUCGCAUUAUCAUCAAAGAUCCUCAGACUGGUGCUCCUAUUCCUUUGAGAGCUUUGAUCAACAAUGUCUCAGGUUAUGUCGUCAAGACCGAACUUUACACUGAGGUCAAAAACGCUCAGGGCGAAUGGGUGUUUAAGUCAUUGGAUAAACCAGGCUCUAUGCACUUGAGACCAAUUGCCACUCCUUAUCCAGCAAAGGAAUCCUUGCAACCUAAACGUUACAAGGCUCACUUGAUGGGCACCACCUAUGUUUACGACUUCCCCGAGCUUUUCCGCCAAGCCACUGUUUCGCAAUGGAAAAAGAUCUCUCCAAAAACCAAACUGUCCGACGACUUCUUUAUUGCGAAUGAAUUGAUUGAAGAAGAGGACGGUGAGCUAACGGAAAUUGAUCGCGAAGCUGGUGCCAACACAAUUGGUAUGGUCGCGUUCAAGGUCACUGUGAAGACUCCAGAAUAUUCUCGCGGCCGUCAAUUCGUCAUUGUUGCAAACGAUAUCACUUACAAGAUUGGUUCCUUCGGACCUCAAGAAGAUGCAUUCUUCAACAAGGUCACCGAAUAUGCCAGGAAGCGUGGUAUCCCAAGAAUUUACCUAUCUGCCAAUUCCGGUGCUAGAAUUGGUAUUGCGGAGGAGUUGGUUCCUCUGUUCAAGGUUGCCUGGAACGAUGCUGAAAAUCCCUCCAAGGGUUUCGAAUAUCUGUACAUGACCUCUGAUGGCCUUGCCGAGCUAAAGAAACAGCGCAAGGAAAAUUCUGUUGUCACUGAGCGCGUCGUUGAAAGUGGCGAAGAACGCUAUGUGAUUAAAGCUGUUAUCGGAGCCGACGAUGGAUUGGGUGUUGAAUGUCUGAAGGGAUCUGGUCUCAUCGCUGGUGCUACCUCCAGAGCUUAUAAGGAUAUUUUCACUAUUACCCUUGUCACUUGUAGAUCGGUUGGUAUUGGUGCUUAUCUAGUGAGAUUGGGUCAAAGAGCAAUCCAGAUCGAGGGCCAACCAAUUAUUUUGACUGGUGCUCCAGCCAUCAACAAAUUGUUGGGCAGUGAAGUUUACUCCUCGAACUUGCAACUAGGUGGUACUCAAAUCAUGUACAACAACGGUGUGUCUCAUUUGACCGCCCAGGACGAUUUGGCCGGUGUUGAAAAAAUCAUGGAGUGGCUAUCUUACGUACCCGCUAAGCGUGAUAUGCCUGUACCUAUCCUUGAGAACGAUGACAAAUGGGAUAGAGAAAUUGAUUUCAUUCCUUCUACCGAACAGCCUUAUGAUGUCAGAUGGAUGAUUGAGGGUCGCGACACCGACGAAGGUUUUGAAUACGGUCUUUUCGACAAGGGCUCAUUCCAAGAGACUCUCUCAGGCUGGGCUAAAGGUGUUGUCGUUGGUAGAGCACGUCUUGGUGGUAUUCCGCUAGGUGUCAUUAGUGUGGAAACCAGACUUGUGGAAAAUAUGAUUCCUGCUGACCCAGCCAAUCCAAACUCUACCGAGUCUUUGAUUCAAGAGGCCGGUCAAGUUUGGUAUCCAAACUCUGCUUUUAAAACCGCUCAAGCCAUUAACGACUUCAAUUACGGUGAGCAGCUUCCUUUGAUGAUUUUGGCCAACUGGAGAGGUUUCUCUGGUGGUCAGCGUGACAUGUACAACGAGGUUUUGAAAUACGGUUCUUUCAUUGUUGACGCCUUGGUCGACUACAAACAACCAAUUUUCACCUACAUUCCUCCAACAGGUGAGUUGAGAGGUGGUUCUUGGGUGGUGGUUGAUCCAACCAUUAACGCGGAUCAGAUGGAGAUGUAUGCUGAUGUUAAUUCCAGAGCCGGUGUUCUUGAACCUGAGGGUAUGGUUGGAAUCAAAUACCGCAGGGAGAAGCUACUGGCUACAAUGGCCAGAUUGGACCCAACCUACAAGAGCUUGAAGAGCCAAUUGGCAGACUCGAACAUAACUCCGGAGAAACACCAGGAGCUUUCCGUUAAACUUGCCACUCGUGAAAAACUAUUGAUGCCUAUUUACCACCAGAUCUCCGUUCAGUUCGCUGACUUGCACGACAGGACUGGUCGUAUGGUUGCCAAGGGCGUCAUUAGCAAAGAACUAGAUUGGCCCCAGGCUCGUCGUUUCUUCUUCUGGAGAUUGAGAAGAAGACUAAACGAAGAGUAUUUGAUGAAGAGACUGAAUGUCGAACUUCCAAACGCACAAAGAUUGGAGAAGAUUGCCAGACUUAACUCGUGGUACCCUGCUUCUGUUGAAAGAGAAGACGACAGAAUGGUCGCCACCUGGAUUGAAGAAAACUACGCUUUGUUGGAAGAUCGUCUAAAAACUUUGAAGAUGGAGUCAUUCGCUCAAAACCUUGCCAAAUACAUUAGAAGCGACCACGAUAAUACCAUCAACGGGCUGAGCGAGGUUCUAAAACUUCUGUCUGCGGACGACAAGGAGAAGAUCUUGAGCAGUUUGAAAUGA
Molecule: messenger RNA, 6696 nt
Organism: Lachancea meyersii CBS 8951
Lineage: Eukaryota; Fungi; Ascomycota; Saccharomycetes; Saccharomycetales; Saccharomycetaceae
Source: the annotation of a GenBank genome assembly